CUGCGCGGGGGGGGGGGGAAUGUGGGCGGGGCCGGCGUCCCCCGCCGCGUGGCGUCGCCCGGCGGAAGCGGCCUGUGCCGCCAUGGCUGCGCGCGUCCCCUGCGCGCUGGUCGCCAGCUGCUCGCCCGCCUGCCCCGGGGACCGGCUGGUCCAGCACAUCCUGGGCACGGAAGACCCGGCCCCCGCGGCCCCCGGAGACCAGGCGGCGGCGCGCUUCUACCCCUGGACCAUCGACAACAAGUACUACUCGGCCGACGUGCGGCUGUGCGUGGUGCCCGGCCCCGGACGCGUGCCCCCCGAGGCCGCAGACUGCGUGCAGGCCCUGGUGCUCUGCUUCGACAGCUCGCGGAAGUCCGGCCUGGACGGCGUCUCUGCGUGGCUCCCGCUGGCGGAGGCCUGGCUGCCCGAGGUGCAGAUCCUGGUGUGCGACCGCGUGUGCGAGGACGGCGUGAGCCGGCAGCAGGCCCAGGAGUGGUGCAUCAGGCACGGCUUCGAGCUGGUGGAGCUCAGCCCCCAGGAGGUGCCUGAGGAGGACGAUGACUUCCCGGAGCCCACGGGGGUCAAGCGGAUCGUGCAGGCCUUGAACGCCAACGUGUGGUCCAGCGUGGUGAUGAAAGCGGAGAGGAGCCGCGGCUUCAGCCUCCUGAGCUCCCUGGCGGGCGCGCAGCCAACCACAGGGACAGCCGAGCCCUGCCCCGCAGAGCGGCCCCGGGUGCGGGGAGCAGAGACGGCGGGGACCCCAGCCCAGCGGGGAGGAGCCCGUGACCCCGAGGCCGAGGUGGCGGAUGGGCUGCCCGGCCGCGUGCUGGACCCGGAUAUCCAGGAGCUAGCCGGCCUCGCCGCGGGCGGGGGAGACCUGGACAACUUCCAGAGGCUCUUCUCCAAGCUGAGGGAGAUGAAAGGUGGCCAAGGCUUUCUGGAUGGCCAUCGGGGGGGACAGAGACGAAAUCGAGGGCCUCUCCUCCGACGAAGAGCACUGACCGCUCCCGGCAUCCCACUCGGCCUCAGAGACACUCGUCCACCCCCUCCCUGGAACCCCGAUGGCCGAGCAGCUCACGGGCCUCGCCAGCUUGGGGCUCUGUCCUCCCCGCGGCUGGGGGUGUGCGGGGAGCUGGUGGCAGAAGGCAGAGUCUGCAAAUACACUUCUCGUGCUCUAGAAAGGCGUUGCGUGCGGCUCAGGCUCUGUGAGGACCGGCUGGCCGUCCAGGCCGGGGCUGUGUCCUGGGGUCCCCUCUGCUGUGGACGCCCCCACCCCCAGGGAGCACCUCCUCCAUCCUGGACCCUGAGGGCCAUAAGGGAGGCGGGAUCAGGGUCCGGUGCCUGCUCGGCGGACAUCCCGUCCCAGGGGUGACAGCUGUGGCUCACG
Erinaceus europaeus (western European hedgehog) is the source of this 1366-nucleotide messenger RNA. RefSeq names its product alpha and gamma adaptin binding protein (gene AAGAB). NCBI's taxonomy places the organism in Eukaryota, Metazoa, Chordata, Mammalia, Eulipotyphla, Erinaceidae. The record is from RefSeq and is a predicted model, not a curated record. The transcript is spliced from 9 exons. Bases 20 to 1351 code for a protein of 443 amino acids.